GCUCUGUCGCUGUGAUCUCGCGAUAGCUUCCCCAUCAGUGGCGGCUGUGUUGCCCCCUGUCUCAGCCCGGACCGACUUGUUUCUGACGUUUGAAUGAAAAACACGACGAAUUACCUCCACUUUGGACCCGGGAAAUAAUGGCUUCAGCAUUGGAGCAGUUCGUUAACAAUGUGCGGCAGCUGUCCGCUCAAGGCCAGAUGACUCAGCUGUGUGAGUUGAUCAACAAGAGCGGGGAGCUGCUAGCCAAAAAUCUGUCCCACCUGGACACAGUGCUAGGAGCCUUGGACAUCCAGGAGCACUCCCUUGGCGUGCUUGCUGUGCUAUUUGUGAAGUUCUCCAUGCCAAACAUCCCAGACUUUGAGACACUCUUCUCUCAAGUUCAGCUCUUCAUCAGCACCUGUAAUGGGGAACACAUUAGAUAUGCAACAGACACUUUUGCUGGCCUUUGCCACCAAUUGACAAACGCCCUUGUAGAGCGGAAACAGCCUUUGAGGGGCGUCGUCAUCCUAAAACAGGCGAUAGACAAAAUGCAGAUGAACACAAACCAACUUACCUCAGUUCAUGCAGACUUGUGUCAGCUGUGCUUGUUAGCAAAGUGCUUCAAGCCUGCUCUGCCCUUCUUGGAGGUGGACAUGAUGGACAUCUGCAAGGAAAAUGGAGCCUACGAUGCAAAGCACUUUUUAUGUUACUACUACUAUGGUGGGAUGAUCUAUACGGGCCUCAAAAACUUUGAAAGAGCACUGUAUUUUUAUGAACAGGCAAUAACCACUCCAGCCAUGGCAGUGAGUCACAUCAUGUUGGAAGCCUAUAAGAAAUACAUCGUGGUGUCGCUCAUUCUCCACGGCAAAGUGCAGCAGCUGCCCAAAUACACGUCACAGAUAGUAGGGAGGUUCAUCAAGCCCCUGAGCAACGCAUAUCACGAGCUGGCUCAGGUCUACUCCACCAACAACCCCGCCGAGCUGCGCAACCUGGUCAACAAACACAGUGAGACGUUCACACGAGACAACAACACCGGCCUGGUCAAGCAGUGCCUGUCCUCGCUCUACAAGAAGAACAUCCAGAGGCUAACAAAGACUUUCCUGACGUUGUCAUUGCAAGACAUGGCGAGUCGAGUGCAGCUAUCAGGUCCCCAGGAAGCAGAGAAAUAUGUCUUACACAUGAUUGAAGAUGGGGAGAUCUACGCUAGCAUUAACCAAAAGGAUGGUAUGGUCUGUUUCCAUGACAACCCCGAAAAAUACAACAACCCUGCAAUGCUCCACAAAAUAGACCAAGAGAUGUUGAAAUGUAUAGAGCUGGACGAGAAACUAAAGUCUAUGGAUCAAGAAAUCACAGUAAACCCACAAUUUGUGCAGAAGAGUAUGGGAUCGCAGGACGAUGACGUUGGUAGCAAAACAUCAAGUUAUUCAUGAGGGGGCCAGAACGCCACAGCCACCCCAACACGUUCUUCCCAGGAUGAGUUGGAUUUUAAAAAAAAGGAAAAGCAAGCAUUCUGUCGCAUAUGAACUUUGGUCAAGGAAAACCUAGUUAUAUGAAAUGAUGACGAAUUUGAUUAUUCUUACUUCACCGUGUCUUGGGGAUAAAAAAAAGAUCCUUAGAGAAAAGAGAAAAAAAAAUAAAACUUUUGUCAGUGUUUUAUUUAUCGAUAUUCAGGAGCGCCACAGCUACGGCGACAGAAACCACAAUAAAAACUGGACUUAUCUGUUCCAACCUUGUGUGAAUAAUCUCACUGUUUGUUUUGGUUUUUCUGCAUGAUGGCCGUAACCGGAGGGCAUUGCAUAUGAAGCGAAACAUCAAUGGCUGACGAGGAAUAAAUAUGAUUAUAUUCCACCUUUGUAAA
This is a messenger RNA of Cyprinodon tularosa, 1837 nucleotides long. RefSeq names its product COP9 signalosome subunit 3 (gene cops3). Lineage: Eukaryota; Metazoa; Chordata; Actinopteri; Cyprinodontiformes; Cyprinodontidae. Bases 138 to 1409 code for a protein of 423 amino acids. The transcript is spliced from 12 exons. Gene Ontology annotation, biological process: ubiquitin-dependent protein catabolic process. The record is from RefSeq and is a predicted model, not a curated record. Gene Ontology annotation, cellular component: COP9 signalosome.